ACCGUGGCGUGCACGCGCACCGAGGACAGCAUCGGGAUCGCUCACCGUGUUUGGCUGACCGGUGCCCCCACCCACCCACCAGUGUAACAGCAUCAUCACUAUGGGGGAUUCGGGACCCCGGAACCAGACGGACCCUGACCGAGCCGAGGCCUCUCCAGGAGGCGGUUCAUGCGGAUGAACAGGACCAGGAACCUGUUGUGAUUCUCCGGGCAGUGAUCCGCAGAGGAGGCGCUGUUUGCUGUGACUCACUUCAAGCGGGUUGACGGAGCAGAUGCACCCGAGGAGAGGGCUGUCUGAGCGGCAUUCAGCUGAAUUCACAGCGAAGAUGAACGAAUUACUGAUUUUAAGCUGGUCCGGCCAACCCAACCCAGUCGGAACCGGCAGGUCUCAUCCGGAGUGAAGUCAACCGCCUCUCACCUGACGGCCUCUCCACCGCCGGGCGGCGAUGUCCACGUUCCUCCUGGACCCGCAGACGGUUUCAGCACCACUGGAGCUGGACAGCGACAGCAUGGCGCUGCGGGACGGGCCCGCCGUUCAGGAGCCUGGCGGCUUCCACGGUCCCUCUGCCGGCUCCGGAGGCCUGGGGUCGGCCUUGGAGGAAGAGCUGGCCAUGAUCACCGGGGAGCGGGGAGCCGAGGAGCCGUCGGACGUGGAGGCGCCCGGGCUGGGACGGAAGGCAGACCUAAUGCAGCUCAGCCGCCAAAAGGAGAAGGACUUGGUUCUAGCAGCAAAACUCGGCAAAGCGCUGCUGGAGAGAAAUCAAGACCUAACCAAGCAAUACGAGAAAAUGCACAAAGACCUCAGCGAGAAACUAGAGCUUCUGGAACAAGAGAAGCACGAGCUACGGCGGCGUCUGAAGAGUCGGGAGGGGGAGUGGGAGGGCCGAGUGGCCGAGCUGGAGACGGAUGUCCAGCAGCUGCAGGACGAGCUGGAGCGUCACCAGGUCCAGCUCAGAGAGGUGGACAGAGACAAGACCAAGGCCAUCAGCGAACUGUCCGAACAGAACCACAGACUGCUGGAGCAACUCAGUAGGGCUGCAGAGGUGGAGAGGCAGCUGUCCACUCAGGUCCACUCAUUACGGGAUGACUUCAGGGAGAAGAGCAUGUCCACAAGUCAGCACAUGACACGACUAGAGACUCUACAAGCUGAGCAGGGGCUGGAAAUCAAGAUGCUGUCGGAGAGGAAGAUGGAGCUGGAGCGCCGCAUCAGCGCUGUGGUGGAGGAGAACGAGCUGCUGCAGAACACCGUGGACCACCUUCGAGAGAGAACGCUGGUGCUGGAGAGACAGUGUCAGGAGAAGGACGUCCAGGUGCGACAGAGCCAGCGGGAUCUCCAAGAGGUCCAGACAUCUCACAGACAGCUGGCUGCUAGGUUGGCGGAGCUGACGGAGGAGCACAGUCUCCAGACUCUCACCCCCCACCCGUCCAGCCUGCUGUGUGAGAUCGAGCAGAGCAUGGAGCAGGAGGAGCAGGAGCAAGAGCGGGAACAGCUUCGUCUUCAGCUGUGGGAGGCCUACUGCGAAGUUCGCUCCAUCUGCUCUCAUCUCCGGGGAAAUGAUGUCACUGACUCAGCUCUGUCCACGGACUCUUCCAUGGACGAGUCCUCUGAGACAUCUUCAGUAAAGGACGUGCCUACUGGGAGCCUCCACACCAGUCUGUUAGAGCUAAAGAGGCUAACUCGGAAUUUAGUGGAUGGAAACGAGUCUACGGGAUCGAGGCGGAGCGACGAGGAGGCUCUGGAGGACCAUGUGAGGAAGCUGGGGGAGGAGCUGAGGGAGGUCAGAGAGCUGUACCAAUCAGAGCAGCAGAGGAGCCACGGCAGAGAGGAGGAGCUACAACAGCUGCACAGCCAGAUGGCGCUGCUCUCUGUAGAGAUGUGUUCCCUCCAGGAGGAGAACGAGCAGAUGAGGGCAAUGGCGCAGGUCCGAGAACCCAGCGAGCAGCUCCAGAGCGCCAUCAGAGACAGAGAUGAUGCCAUAGCCAAGAAGAAGGCAGUGGAAAUGGAGCUGGCCAAAUGUAAAAUAGACAUCAUGUCUCUGAACAGCCAGCUUCUGGACGCCAUCCAGCAGAAGCUCAACCUGUCGCAGCAGCUGGAGGCCUGGCAGCUUCAGAACCACCCUCUCUCCCCCUGUGGUACCUACCCUCCUGCCUUAGAGGACGACAUGCACCGAGUGAUUGACCAGCAGCUGAUGGACAAGCACCAGGACGAAUGGCGCUCGGCCCGCCCCUCCCUGUCCGGGUCUUCGAGGAACCAGUCCUCCAGGCAGGCUCGCUGCGUCUCUGAUCAGGACAAGAGACUUUUCUCUUUUUUCAAAAAGAACUGAGCCCUGUUGGAGCGGGCCUAAGCACACAGAGACAGACGAGGUGAGGGACAUCCAUCCAUGGGGUGACGAUGCAGCCAAAGACUGGCACGUGUUGAUGGGGGGAGGGGGGGGGGGGUCAUUUUGCACUUUAUCUGUCCUUUGCCACUUCUCCACGUGGAUGAGUUGGAGGCUGCUGACACAGAAUAAAAGAAAUCAGGAGACUUCCCCCAAGGCUUGGGCUUCAAACUUCCCCAACAGAGCAAACCAGGACAGGGUCGCCAAGUUUACCUCCACAGACGAAGGAUUCCUUGUAGUGCCUACAACCAUCUCUACACCCCCACUGCCAGCUCCGUAGAGGUGGGAACCACACAACAGUUAGCGUAUGCAUCCCUGCUACCAGGUCCAGGAGAGGAGGAUCUCUAGAACCCUCAGAACAAUGAAGUCAGGUUUAUUCAUUUGUUCAGGAAAACGACCAACUGUCAAACCAAAGUGGGUAAAACAGUGAAACACAGUGACUGAUAUUCAUCGUGUUUAAAUUCUAGAUAUUAGAGUGUUUUACCAGCAAGCUGCUUGGGUGUCAUCUUACAUUAAAAACCAGUCCUAGAUUUAGCCAACCCUACCCCUGAUCCUAGCGUCUCUGUGAUGAGAUGCAGGUCUGAAGACCAUCUUCUCUUUUUGCAUUUUUUAUAAUGAAUGAUUUCCUUUUACAAACAAGUUAAACUGACAAAAAUCUAGACGAACGAGAACCUGAGUCUGCAGCCUUGAGCUCUCCGUGUUCGUCUCUGACACGAGGAAGGCCUCGGGAGGCUCCAGUCCAGAUGAUAUUUUACAUGAAAUGCUAUUUUUUUAUGACACCGGCACUGCCCCAUCGUCCCUGCGAUGUCAGCCAUCUUCCUAGUUGACCAAACUUUGCUAAUCGUUUACAUCGGCUCGAGGAGGAGGCAGACCUAAGUUUGAUGUUAGCACCGUGUCACUAAGCUUCCUGUGCAGCCGCCCCCGUCUGCUGCUUCACGUCCAGCCCUAGCAGCAAAGGUCUACCUCCACCCUCACAGCCACAACACUUCAUGAGCACUUUGAUUUCUCAGCUGGCGGGCUUCCAUGUCCAUGUUGGAGGAUGAAGGACUGAAGCGUGUGUCUGUGUUUGACUAAAGCAGCUGUGCUGACCUAUGCAGGUGUCUUCAUGUCAUCUCAGCUGGUUGCCGGGGAAGAUCAACCCAAAGAAAGAUUUUAUACAUGAUAAAAACACUGUAGGUUUGGGAGAAACUGAUAUAUUUGUAAAGAAAUCUUUUGUAGAGAGAGAUGUAUCUGUACAGUCGUUGUGAAGCUCUGUUUUCGUGUGCGGCGAAAUGAGCGAAGAGUCAGAUUAUCUCCCCACUCAGAUGAUUUAUUUUAGGAUUUGGGAGCUCUGCGGGGUCCAGGCGUCCAUGCUCCAGGUGUUUAAGGCUUCCUGAUUGGAAUCACAAAGGUUUGUAUUCAAAUAUUUUAAAAUAAACAUAAAACUUCUAAGGCAGGUGUGUGUGCUACGGACAGUAAUGACGACGUUUGCUCACGUUAAUUUUUAAACAUUUUCAUUUCAGCAUUUCUCUGUCAAACUCAUCGCAGAUCCUUUGAUUUAUUUAUUACACAUCUUGUUAUUUUUAUGGCCGUUUUAACGUUUGCACUCCAAACAAGAAGCUUGAUAAUGAAGACGUUAAUCUGCUCCUCUAAAGGUAAACUGACGGAUCGGGGCUCCACAGCCGUGACAGUUAAAGAUGUAUUCAUCUGUUUACUAAAUAGUUUUGUGGGCCCAUAAAAGCUACUGAUCAGAAAGGCUUUGGGUAGUAAGGGCUGUCUGUUACAGCUGGCUAAUAACAGCAUAGGCUGAGUCUGAAAACACAGCAGCUCUAGAUGAGCAGUGCUGACACCAUGACUGGCUGUAAGAGCCAUAAAAACAAGUUUAUUUUCAAAUAAAAAUAUUAUUUUUGCUUUAGAGAUCAACCAGUCAUAAUUAUAAUUAAACAGGAAGACAUGUAAAACACACGAGGAGCGAUAAUAAAAGCCAACAUGAACCGAAACAACACAGAAACCAGCGAGAUGUUUGUUUUCACCUCCAGUCAUCUGAUGAUGAUGGUUUCUAUAAUAAAGCCAUGAAAACAGGAAGAGAAACGCCCUUCAGACACAAUAAAGCAUGACACAUUGG
Messenger RNA from Nothobranchius furzeri (turquoise killifish), 4481 nucleotides. RefSeq names its product BICD family like cargo adaptor 1 (gene bicdl1). Gene Ontology annotation, biological process: vesicle transport along microtubule; Golgi to secretory granule transport. The record is from RefSeq and is a predicted model, not a curated record. Lineage: Eukaryota; Metazoa; Chordata; Actinopteri; Cyprinodontiformes; Nothobranchiidae.